AUGAGCGACCAGAGAAAGACCAACUUUGCCAGAGGACGCGAACACCAUCAGGGACCGCCGAAACUGCCCUCACCAACCCGCACCAUCCAAAUGAUCAUCGGUGGUGGCGACGAUGCUUCUAUCAACAGCAUGAAGUUCACCACAACCCAAAAGCUCAAACGAUCGAUCACUCACGAACGAUAUGACAAACUCGAAAAGGGUAUCAACUUCGAUAAGUCAGAUACCCACGGUUUGGUUUUCCCUUACUAUGAUGCCCUUGUUAUUACUUUACAAAUAUUAGAUAUAGAUGUGAGACGUAUUAUGGUAGAAUAUGGGAGCGGCACAUGUAUUAUCCACCCUCGGGUACUUGCACAAAUGAAACUCGAGGAUAGGAUAGUGCCGUGUUGCAUCACGCUAACAACUUUUAACAAUGCAGUUGAACGAAUAUCUGGAGAAAUCACAUUCCUCAUCCUGGCCGCCGGCGUAACUCUAGAAACCACAUUCUAUAUCAUGGACUAG
This is a messenger RNA of Nicotiana tabacum (common tobacco), 498 nucleotides long. The record is from RefSeq and is a predicted model, not a curated record. Lineage: Eukaryota; Viridiplantae; Streptophyta; Magnoliopsida; Solanales; Solanaceae.